Messenger RNA from Menidia menidia (Atlantic silverside), 1998 nucleotides. The record is from the annotation of a GenBank genome assembly. NCBI's taxonomy places the organism in Eukaryota, Metazoa, Chordata, Actinopteri, Atheriniformes, Atherinopsidae.
CUGAUAGGCCGAUGCCGGUUUGUAACAGAAAGAGGAAGUGCCCUGCGCGUUCUGGUGCUAAUAGUGUUUCAGGGCCGGGCUGCCGGCAGGUCGAUGAGGCUUCCACCAACUGACUGGACUGUGGGGGUUUGUGCAGCUCGAUCCAGGAGCGUGGUCCCCGGAGAGGGAGCCCCCGGCUCGGGCUCGCCGCGCUCCUCCGGCUCCAUGGAGCGGCCGCUGAAGGCCGGCUGGCUGAAGAAGCAGCAGAGGUCUCUGGUGAAGAACUGGCAGCAGCGCUACUUUGUGCUGAAGGGAAGCACCUUAACCUACUUCAAAGAUGACAAGGAGAGCACCGUCCAGGGAGUCAUCCAGCUGCGCUUCGGCAAAGUUACAGAGCUCCCUUCUAACCCGGACGACCCCGGGAAGCACCUAUUUGAGAUUAUACCACGCACAACUGGGGACAGGGAGCGAUGCCCUUAUGUGUUCAUGGCAAACUCCCAAAGUGACCUGGAGGACUGGGUCCGCACGCUGCGCAGAGUCAUCGGGGUACCAGCCAGUGGAGUGUUUGGAAAGAGCCUGGUGGACACGGUGACCGGCGAGCGGCGCUUCGGGCCGCACAUGGUGCCCAUCCUGGUUCAGAAGUGUGUGGAGUUCAUUAAAGAGCACGGGCUGAACGAGGAGGGCAUCUUCCGCCUGCCGGGCCAGGACAACGCCGUCAAACAGUUCAGGGACGCCUUCGACGCCGGCGAGAGGCCCUCAUUCCCCAGUGACACAGAUGUCCACACGGUGGCGUCGCUGCUCAAGCUGUAUCUGCGCGAGCUGCCUGAGCCCGUGGUGCCCUGGACCCAGUACCAAGACUUCCUGGACUGCACCAACCAGAUGGACCCCAGCAGCAAAGAGGGUUGGGAAAUGCUGGAGAAGCAAGUUGCUCUUCUGCCCAGAAUCAACUACAACCUCCUCAGUUACGUUUGCCGGUUCUUGUUCGAGGUGCAGCGUCACUGCAAAGUGAACAAGAUGAACGUAGAGAACUUGGCCACCGUGAUGGGAGUCAACCUGCUCAAGCCCCAGAUAGAGGAUCCCUUCACCAUGAUGAAAGCGACUCCCCAGAUCCAGAAGCUGAUGACGGUGAUGAUCAGGCAGCAUGAGGCUCUGUUCCCUCUCUCCAAGGACGUGAUCCCCUCGUCUACUUCCAGCAAGGCCGAGAGCCAGAAAAACGCUCCCCGGAGGUUUGUGGGCUGGGAGUCAGCAGAGAUGGGAGACGCGUCUCUGUCUGAGUCUCCGGAGGAGGAGGAGGACGUGGACAGCCCUCUUCUGGUCAGGGGGGACAGCGGCCCAAAGGCAGCCCCGCAGGAGCCCGCCUCCCCCUCUCCGGACGAGUGGCCGGACAGCCCCCGCAAGCGCACGCAGACCCUGCCCACCUUCAACUGCCCCCUCACCGGGAUGGCCGCCAAGGCCGAGGCCCUCAACAGGUGGAGCCGCAUCCAGGAGGGCGCGGAGGAGAAGAGCGGGACUUUGUCCGAGGACAUCUUCAAAAUCCUCGACCUGCGGAGCUCGGGCUCCUUUUUCGGCGGCUCCCAGACCAGCAACAAGGUGUCUGAGGAGAGAGUCAAAGCCCAGAAGGGGAGCGAUAACGCCGGCUCUUCUCCUGUUUUGUCACAAAAACCCGCGAGUGGCCCCCAACCCCAGCGGGUGGCGAGCGUGCCCAGACCUUCCCUGGUCCACCAGAAGAGUGUGGACGGCCUGAUGGUGACCAACCCGGUGCACAAAGCCGCCAGCAGGCCGGAACAGAAAGAAGAGCCCAAGAGCCCCGCGGACAGCCCGCAGCUGGAGAGCAAGGAGCUGAGGGCCAGAGUGGCAGAGCUCCAGGCCGCUCUGGAGGCAGAGCGCCACCGCGUGGCCGCUCUGGAGAUGAGCCUGAAGGAGGCCGAGCGCAGCCGGGACGAGGCCCAGAAACGCAACGAGGAGCUGCAAAGAGACGUUCAGCGGCUCCUCACAAGAGACAAACAAGCUCCCACCUAA